AUGCCCGGCGACCCGCUGGACUACAGCAGGUUCGACGCCGUCGGCGCCGAGGGCCGCGAGGAGCGGCUCGCGGCGGGCGGCGCCGACUGGCAGGAGCUGACCCUGCCGGAGAAGCGGGCGGUGCUGGCCGCGCGGGAGCGCCUGGAGAGGGCGGCGGAGGAGCGGCGGCUGGAGGAGGACGAUGGGCGCGGAAGCGCCGGCUCCGGGAGAGGCCCGCGGACCUCGCCUGGGCGCGGGGCCGUCGGUUUGCCACCUACGAGGCCUUUUUCACGGCCCGCGUGGAGGCCACGCUGA
Prorocentrum cordatum is the source of this 294-nucleotide messenger RNA. Lineage: Eukaryota; Dinophyceae; Prorocentrales; Prorocentraceae. The record is from the annotation of a GenBank genome assembly.